Molecule: messenger RNA, 1339 nt
Organism: Osmia bicornis bicornis
Lineage: Eukaryota; Metazoa; Arthropoda; Insecta; Hymenoptera; Megachilidae
Gene: Pdhb
Product: pyruvate dehydrogenase E1 component subunit beta, mitochondrial
Exons: 5
Coding region: 221-1282 (353 amino acids)
Biological process (GO): pyruvate decarboxylation to acetyl-CoA
Molecular function (GO): pyruvate dehydrogenase (acetyl-transferring) activity
Source: RefSeq, a predicted model, not a curated record
CAUUACCAUAGUCCAUAGUAAGAGCUAAGAGCCACUAAGAGCUCGCCUACUGACCUUGCUUUCCUUAGUUAGUACCGUUCCGCGUUUCGAUUCGUGGUUAAGAUAAAAUCACGAACCAGAAGAUCUAGCGAUACACGUGAAUAAGAAGUAGGAGCAAUUCGAUCGACUGGAACGCUACCGACACUCCAGGAUAAUUAAUCGAGCAAUUCACGGCCUACAAAUGUUUUCGUCUGUCGUGAGCAAAGUUGUUCGGCGCUCGUUUUCGACAUCAAAAUGGACUGCCGCACAACAGAUGACUGUACGAGAUGCUUUGAACUCGGCCUUGGACGAAGAAAUGGAACGAGACGAAAAAGUAUUUUUACUUGGCGAAGAAGUGGCACUCUACGAUGGAGCGUACAAAGUUAGCAGAGGUCUAUGGAAAAAGUACGGAGACAAACGCGUGAUCGAUACUCCCAUUACCGAGUCAGGAUUUGCUGGUAUCGCCGUUGGAGCUGCUAUGGCUGGCCUACGUCCGAUUUGCGAGUUUAUGACAUUUAAUUUCGCCAUGCAAGCGAUCGAUCAGAUUAUCAAUUCCGCUGCGAAAACAUUUUACAUGUCUGCUGGCAGAGUAAACGUACCUGUCGUCUUUCGUGGACCAAACGGAGCUGCAGCAGGUGUAGCGGCACAACAUUCGCAAUGCUUCGGUGCCUGGUACAGCCACUGCCCUGGUCUGAAAGUGGUAUCUCCUUAUAAUAGCGAAGAUGCCAAAGGACUGUUGAAAGCUGCCAUUCGAGAUCCCGACCCAGUCGUUGUAUUAGAAAAUGAAAUUUUAUACGGUCUUCAGUAUCCCAUGUCCGACGAGGCUUUAUCGAAAGACUUUGUUCUUCCAAUUGGUAAAGCGAAAAUCGAACGUGUCGGUAAACACGUAACGUUAGUAGCACAUUCGAAAGCAGUCGAACAAGCUCUCGAAGCAGCAAACGAACUCGCGGGAAAAGGAAUAGAGGCAGAAGUGAUCAAUCUCAGAUCUUUACGACCGCUAGAUAUAGACACCAUUGUACAAUCAGUGGUGAAAACGAAUCACGUUUUAACCGUUGAACAAGGUUGGCCACAAUGCGGUAUCGGAGCAGAGAUUAGCGCUAGAAUUUCCGAAAGCGAAGCGUUCUAUCAUCUGGAUGCACCGGUAGUUCGUAUCACAGGCGUUGAUACUCCUAUGCCUUAUACUAAAACGUUAGAAAGUAUGGCUCUACCGCAAAUGAAUGACAUUGUAUUCGCGGUAAACAAAGUGCUAGGUUUGUCCCAAUAGUAGUAGUGACCAACCAUUUGUAUAGAUCGCUAGGUAAAAUUACAAUUGCCCCUCGAA